AUGCUCUUCUUUACGAGCGGAGUCUUCUUGUGCGCUGUGCAGUCAUCGCAGCUCUCUUUUGGCGGCAAUGAGCCAGAAAUCCCACGCUACAGGCUCAGCAACCCCUCAAUCCUCGACCCCCACCGACCCGACACACCGGCGUGCUCGGCGGCACGCGGGUAUCGAACACGAACACCUUCUAUUCAGACAAAGAACCGUAUAUCCUAUAGAUGGAAUCAGCAAAGAGCCCUACUACAUGGUGGCAGCCCGUCGUCGCUUACGCGAUGCGAGCAGAGAGGCUGGCAGCAACCCGACACCGGCGCCCGCGGCAUCGAGGCUCGGAGGGGUAAAGAAGACUACAACAUACCAGGCAGGUCUAUCCCACAGUGGUACUCGUACCGUCUAUUCGUAAAACCGAUGCGAAAAGCGACUGGUGAUACAGUCAGCCUCAGCACCACGAUCUCACGAUGUCCUCCUCCAGCCGCCUCGAAGGGCGCGUACCUCAAACGCAAACAACGCGCCAACCUCUUGAUCCGAAAGAUGAUACACUAUGGCAUCGGUCGUCGCAUGGAAGUUACACGGGCCGGCAAUCAGCAGGGAGGCUCUAGGGCAUCAGAAUGUGGGGAAGCGCCACGCUCUAAUGUCAAGACCGACCGUCGAUCGAGACCAGUGUUCGGAUGGAUGCGCACACGAGCACUAGAACGAACACAUCGCCGCCCUGUAUCCCGAGCGACAGAGGAGGUUGAUAUUAAUGGGAAGGUCGUCCACAGCGGCCAGAUCGACAGCUGGUAG
This is a messenger RNA of Parastagonospora nodorum SN15, 771 nucleotides long. RefSeq lists its product as hypothetical. The record is from RefSeq and is a predicted model, not a curated record. NCBI's taxonomy places the organism in Eukaryota, Fungi, Ascomycota, Dothideomycetes, Pleosporales, Phaeosphaeriaceae. The transcript has 3 exons. Bases 1 to 771 code for a protein of 256 amino acids.